Molecule: messenger RNA, 952 nt
Organism: Morus notabilis
Lineage: Eukaryota; Viridiplantae; Streptophyta; Magnoliopsida; Rosales; Moraceae
Exons: 1
Coding region: 77-550 (157 amino acids)
Source: RefSeq, a predicted model, not a curated record
UUUUCCAAACACUCCCAUUUAGUCCCCGCCUUUUUUCUUUUCCUUUCUCGCCAAACAAACAGACCAACCCAAACUCAUGGCCUUCGCCCCCGAAACCCCCGAUCGCAACUCCACCAAGCGCACCACGGCCGGCCUCGUGGCCUCCGUCCUGGCCUUCGCCUACAUGUUCUCGAAGCACGCGAGCCGCGUGUCGAAGAAGCUGAAGCCGACGCCGGCGACGCCGAAUAAGCCGAGCUGGAAGACGGCUCCACCGUCGCCGGCGCCGACGAGGAAGCCGAAGAAGCUGCUGGCGACGAUCAGCAACAAGGCGAUCACGCUGGUGAACAGGAAGAAGAAGGCAGAUCACGAUGAGAUCAUGGAGGACGAUCAGGAGGAGUGGGGCCACGGCGGGGUCUGGCAGCGAUCGAUCUUGAUGGGCGACAAGUGUCAGCCGUUGGAUUUCUCCGGCGUUAUUUACUACGAUUCCAACGGGAAGCAGCUGAGCGAGCUGCCGUUGAGGUCGCCGAGAGCCAGCCCCUUGCCUGGAUAUCUCGACAGAGCCAAGCACUGAAAGUGAUACGUCACCCGCUGGUGAUACUUUAGUUCUGUCACCACCACUGAGAAAUGGUGUUGAUGAAAUGAUUUUUUUGGCUCUGUCACCGCCGGCGCAAUUUCGAUGGAGAGGAACGGAAGACAAAGUCGACGGCGUCGUUUACUUUUUUUUUUUUUUUAAAAUUUUUUAAAUUGUAGUUUGAGUUAAGAUUAAAAUUGAUGUGGUGUGAGUUUAGUGGGUGGAGAAGGAAAUAGGCGGGUUGUGGGCCCCUCCAUGACUAAGUCGUGUGAUGUGGAGGUCACUUAUAGGCUUUGUUGUGUACACGUAUGUAUAUAUUAUAUAUUCAUAUUAAAUUAUAUAUAGAAAAUUUGUUUAGAUAGAUAUUUGAGUGCUUUAAUUUGGUCGAGUUCAAUAAGACUU